This is a messenger RNA of Armigeres subalbatus, 5950 nucleotides long. RefSeq lists its product as uncharacterized. Gene Ontology annotation, molecular function: 3'-5' exonuclease activity; nucleic acid binding. The record is from RefSeq and is a predicted model, not a curated record. Gene Ontology annotation, biological process: nucleobase-containing compound metabolic process. Lineage: Eukaryota; Metazoa; Arthropoda; Insecta; Diptera; Culicidae.
CAUAUUCAUCGGUCCAUUGGAUGUUUUUGUUAGUAGUGCACUUGCUUUCGCCGCGUCGUCAUCGCUCGUCGUCGUUUCUGUUGCUCUCGCGCCCCGUUAGAAGCCGUGUAGUGCUGAUUCUUGGUCAUUCGUGGCCCCAUCGUGGUGCUUCGCUGCAUUUCGUUUCGUACAGUGUUCAGGUGGAUAUUGUGUGGAUUAUAGCAGUAACGGUACUUUUUAAAGGUGCAUCAUCGUCAUCAUCCCAUCGCGAUUCGCAGCACCGUCGUCCGUCCGUACGUAGGUACGUGGACAGCAUAGUGGUGGAUGGACUUUUCCGCGACGAAGUGUCGAUUGAUUCGGUUGCGGUGCGUCGUCGAAAGCAGACCUGCAGAUAGUGUCGCGUGAAUGUGUCGAAAUCCUAUAUCUCACCUACCGUGAUCUUGCAAGCCAACCCAUUCCCCUCCCACCCGUACGACGUGUACGAUACGAUACGUGGACGGCGACGCACAGCAGCAGUAGUGCUGUGCUGUGUGCUCGAAAGGAGGUCGAAGAUCGAGAUCGCGAGGAGCUGCGGCGCGAGAGUAGUGUGCGCUUCACUACUUCGGUGUGAUUCGUUCGGAUUGGUUUCGAUCGAUCUCCACUUUAAUUUGGCUGAAAGUGCGAGUGCUUUUCAGUGAAACUACGUAACUAGAUUUCACGGCACUCAAAUCCCCGACGCGAGGAUCAAAUCGUGGCAAGUUUUGUUUUUUUGUUGUUGGAAUUUGGAGCAGCAGUGACGAGAAGGUGUGGAAGUGCAGGAAACUCGGUUUUUUCUCAGUGCCUCUAUAACAUACGGACGUUCCUAUAAGGUACACAGUUGGCAAUAAAAAGUUCCGUCAGUGGAGCAGAAGAAAGAACAUCUGACGAAUUCGGUUCUAUUAUACAAGUGAAAUUUGUAGCUCAAUUUUUACACAUCGUGAAAGUCUGAACUGACGACGGUGAAAAGUAAGAUAAGAAACAAAAGUGUUAAUUAGUUUAAGUGCUGCCCAUAUCGCGUAACUAGUGUAAUUAAAACAAACACCUUUGCAAAGAUAGAAAAUGUUCGACGGAUCGAACUGACGGAGGCAACCCACAUCGCCCUUUCUCACCCACACUUGUGUGGUCGCGAUCGCCCGUUGAAGCCAAUCAAAAGCCCCCCUCGACGUCGAAGAAAAUAAAAAGAGUGUUGAAGCAGAGAAAAUUAAACAAGAAAAAACAACACCAGAGAAGCAGAGGAAAAAUCAUCACCCAACACGCGAAGGAAGAAAGAAAAGUGCCAGAGUGUUGCUGCCGCUGUCUGUUGGGUCUGUUCACGCGAAACAAGUGCAACGACGAAUUGCGCGCGCGGGGUAUUGACACACAAAUACCACAUAAUAAUCCGCGCGCGGUGGUUUCACGUCGAGUCGCCGUUGAGCAAAGUGCAGGCGAAAAUCGGUGAAAAUAUAGCGAAGUGAAACCUGACAGCACGCCGCCGCCGCCGCGCCGAUCGAUCAGGUGGUGUUGUCGAAGAAGCAAAAUUCAAUAAUUAAUAGAAAAUUUCGAAUAGGACAGCGCGCGACAACGACUACGACACGAUUUUAAGAUUAAGUAACGUCGCGCGCGAAUACAUAUCACCGUUUUCUGGGUGGUUCGAUCGGACCGAGUGGUGUGAUAAGCGUUGGGUGCAGUUGCAUAGACGUUGAUCGACAUCAACAGAUCCCCCCCCCCUCGAUCAAUUUUUUUUUACAUCAUCGACGUUAUUGACGCCUGCCAAUAGAAACAGUGCAGAACAGCAGUGUGACCGGCGGUAACCACAACAACAACAGCAGCACCAUGGAGUCAAUGGAGUACGAGAUGGCACGCAACAUGACGUUGCUGUUCUUUCUGGAGCGACUGCUGGAUCGCGGAGAGCCACGCACCCUGCACGAUCUGUCGUGCCAGUUCGGGGCCCGCGGUUUCACCAAGGAGAUGCGACAGAUUGCCGGCGGAAGUCAAUCAGGACUCAAAAAAUUCCUCUCACAAUACCCUGCCCUAUUCGAAAUCAACGGUGAUUUCGUGCACAUCAACAGUUACACAUCGAGCAGCGUAGACGACUCGUCGAUCACGGGCAAACGAGACUACAUCCAGGAGGCGAAAGACUACUUCAAACACAAACUGCUCCAAUACGGCAAGGGCACCGAAGUGCCGAUCCGUAGUCUCCUGGGUCACCGUAGUCAAGCAUCUCCCCAGGUAAGGCACAUCUCCGGACAGCACAUCCGAGAGUUCACCGAAUUCCUACUCAAACACCCGGAUACCUUCCACGUGGUAGACGGGGAAAAUGUCGUCCUGGUUGGGUGCGAAAACGAAGAGGACGUCCCCGCCUCGGAGCGGUUGCAUUUGCCAAACUCAUCCAUCGACACACAGGGGACCCAACAGCUGCUGGACUAUUUUGCCCAGGUUAUAGAAGUGAAAGGUCCCAUUAUCGUCGAUCAGCUCUUCCACAUGGUCACAUCCAACUUCCCACAAGAGCAAUGGUUUCACAUGUUUAAAAACCCAGGUGAUCUAAAAACGUUUCUGAAGCUCUUCUCGGACUGCUUCCACAUCCAAUCCAAUCUAGUCACACUCCUGCAAAAGCCAAAACUGUCCGAUUCACACAUUCGGCAGGCGCAGGACAAGCUCAACCUAUCCAACAGCUCCUUUAACACCACACCAAGUAUCGGCAGCGCUGGAAGCGCCGUGGGUAGUGCAAAUGGCAGCAACAACACCAGUCGAACGGCCUCACCCAAAAACAUGAUCGGUGAUUUUAAACUUAACGAACCGGUUUCGGUCGGGAUCGUUCCCAACAAUCCGGCCACCACACUAAGCAGUAGUAAAAGCGAACCCACCAGCGGGUUCGACAGCUUAUUAAUCAAUAAUGAUUUUAAAAUGGAGAACCUUUGUCCUAAAACUGCCCCUCCACGUCGAACUCCGCCUACUCAAAAUCCCAGCAGAACUCAACGUUCAACAGCAAACCACACAAACCGCCAGGCUAGAUCCGAAUCACACGAUAGCCAACGAAAAGCGAACCUCAUCAACAACAACAACAAUCCGGCUGUGAAUCCGAAAAAUCAAACCCUCAAACAACGUAUCAACAGUUUGGUGAUCAAAACGCUCGCCGAAAACCUAGAAAAAGAUAAGCAAUCAAUGUCUGCCAUACAUCAAACACAUCACAGCGUGGGUGUCGGUCCCGGUGGGGGUGGUCCCCAACCGAACAACAACCCAGCGCCACAUCCCGUCUCACCGACGCCGACCAGUCCGGUUCACUCGAAUAACUACUUCAUCGGUGACACGUGGAAGAUCAAAGUGCUGCAGAACACUCGGGUCAUCUCCACCGUCAAGGAGUCCCUCUUCGUCAACAAUGCCAUCCUGAAAGCGUCAACGUACGAGGACCAGGCGGUGGUAUCGUUCGACUGCGAGGGCAUCAACUUGGGCGUCCGAGGGCAGAUCACCAUGAUCCAGCUGGGUACGACCCGGGGCGAAGCGUUCAUCUUCGAUGUGGCGUCCUGCCCGGACAUGGUGCCGCUCGGCGGCAUAAAGGAGGUGCUCGAAUCGGAGAAGGUGAUUAAGGUGAUACACGACUGUCGGAACGACUCGGUGAAUCUGUACAAUCAGUUCCAGAUAUUGCUGAAGAACGUGUUCGAUACGCAGUCGGCCCACGCAGUGCUCCAGUUCCAAGACCAGGGAAAACAGGUCUACAAGGUGAAAAACGUCUCGCUGAACACCCUGUGCGAAAUGUACAACGCCACAGUCAACCCGAUGAAGGACCAGCUAAAGAAUGUCUACCGAAGGGACCAGAAGUAUUGGGCCCGAAGGCCGCUUACCCGCGACAUGCUUCUGUACGCCGCCGGAGAUGUGCUGAUACUGAUCAACGAACAGCUGUACCUCAAUAUGGCCACAUCAAUCAAGACAGAAUUCCGCGAACUGCUCGCGGAGUUGUGCACUGAGCAGAUUUUGAUGCUAAUCCGCCCAGUGGACGUCAAGAUGCGUAAGAAGCAACGCAAGGUUCGCUCAGAGAUUCAGGAUCUCAAAGUGAAGCUGAAAGGUGCCAGCAAAAAUGUGGUGCUAAGCAAUCGUGAGAUCCGAUUGCUGAGGUACAUGGACCUGACCGAAGAUGAGAAGGAAAAACUGCGGGUAUCGUACAAGGUGGCCAAGAAGCUGGACAAGCUGGAGAACUUUGAUCGGGAUCGUGGCGACGCGAGCGAUUCCGACGACGAUUGUGAUGUCAUCGAGCAGGACUACCAGAGCCUGGAGAGCAUGCCGUCGGAUAACUCGUUACCGGGCACGGGCAACAACGGCGGCCCAGGCACGUUUUCACCCAAGAGUUCCGAACCGCCGAGCCUGACCGAGUCGAUGCAGCUGAUGGACGAAAUCCUGUCCAACACCACCAUGGAUCGGAUGGCCAAGAUCGAUAAGCUGGAGGCGAUCUUGUCGGCGGCGACCCUUCUACCAAGCGAUCAGUCCUUCACUGAGACCAUGAACAAUUUCAAUACCAAUACGAUAGUAGUAACUAACGAUAAUAUUCUACAGCCGGCGAAGAAGGAGGAACCUAAAGGACGGACGCAAAAGUCCUCCUCAGUAAUGGGUCCCCCGCUGGGCAGUUCCAACAAGCCGUCGUCCCGCCAUCAGUCGCAGCAUGGCUCGACUCCACCUCCAGCGCCGCCGAAAGCGGAAAUGAAGGAAGCCGGCUGUCAAACGCUCAGCACCGGCGACAUCGUCAUCACGAAAAUCUUCUUCAAGGAGGAACAGGAUAAGAAACCGGAGAAGACCCUCAGCGGUUCGGCCAAACGGAAUGGGUUGGACGCACCACCGGAGAUAAUGGUACAUCAGCAGCACAACUCCGUGCCAGCCUGACAGGCUCAACCGGUCAGUUCCAGAAGUGGUGGUAGAAAGGGUUCGGCAGGCGAAAGACGAUCGCGCAACGGCAGCGCGACAGUCUACCGCCAACAGCAGCAGCAGCAGCACCAUCGAGGUGGACGAUGUGAAUAGUAGUCGUUUUGUGGGAGGGUGCUUUUCUGUUUUUUUGGACGGGUUAAUAUUGUUUUCAGUAUAUAGCGAGUUAAUGUUUGUGAACAGGUAUCAAAUAUCUGUUCGAGUUGAGCAAUUGGCGAGCGAGUACAGUUUGGUCUGGAUGAGAGCACGAAGCGAGCGAAGCAAGGCAGUAUGAUUUCUGAACGAGAGAGAAGCAAUAAUUUAUCGACGUAUCUAUAGAAUCACAUAUUUUUAAAGAAAGUUAUUUGAACCCCGUAUUUAUGAAAAAUCCAUUUGCGAAGAGACACGAGUUCAGGCUAUAGAAGGAACAAGACUAGGUGAAACCUUGUUAUAUCAAUUGUAAAAUAGUAAAAUGCAAUUCAUAGGAAGUGAGAACCGUUUCAGAAAACCAAUAUCAAUAUUUUUUUAUAGUAAUAUAUUUAACGAACCAUCUGAGGUGAGAUUUUUUCCUAACGUAAAACCAUGUAAGCAUAGCUAUACUAUCUUGAGACUCAUUUAUUAUUAAAGUACAGAAAAGAAUCACAAGAAAUUGAAAGGAUCAUUUUUUGCAGUCGAUGAGACAUUGAAGAAAUUUUACAUAUGCUGAAAGUUAACAAUGAAUACGAAAGUUGUAUCAUGCAAAACAUGUUAGAUCAAAAACCGCUUCCUAAUAUAUUAUACCAACAAACACGUAGAUGAAAUACACAGAAUUGGACAACACAUCGCAUUCUAAAAUAGAAACAAAAGUGUGAAAGAGGAUAUUAACUAAUUCGAACAACGUGAGCGUUAUUAACAUUUGAAUUGAUAAUUGUUUGAUGCGUUAGACCAGACUAGAAUAAUAAACCCUAAUUCCUAGAACUAUACUUUAUAUAGUAAAGGAGAAAAAUAUUGUACUGCGGAAAUCAAAUAUUCUAACAAUAAAAUGUAUUGGAAAUAAAAUACGAGAAAAAAACACGAAAAACAAUAAAAUCAACAUUAGAAUACUGAA